AUGAGUGAAAAUCAAGGGGAAAAAAAACAAAAGUUUACGAAAAAGUUUACGAAAAAGUUUAAAAAUAGUUAUAUAAAAGUUAAAGAAAUGAUUAAAAGGAAACGUAAUAUACCAAAUGAAAAUAUUCAACAACAUGGCAACAAUGAAAUUAAGGAAGAGGAAACAGAUACGAGUUCAAACUUACAACAAAAUCAACCUGUAGAAGGAAAUAGAGAAAUAAAACAUAAAAAUGAGAGCAUUGAUGAAGAACCUGAAAAAAAGAGACCCAGGAAAGAGAAAGAGAUUGAACAUGAUGAUGAUUCUAGUUCACCCAUAGAACCCAUAAACAACGACGAGAGCAUAGAAAUGAAACAGCGUAUAAAACAACUCGAGGAAGAAUUAAGCGAACAACAAAAACAUAAAAUUGAACUAGAAAAAUUAAAGCAAUCUCACAAAAAACUUGAAGAAGAAAAAGUAAUUCUUGUGAGUUCAAUUGAAAGUUAUAAGGCAAAUUAUGAGACAACUGCUAAUAAUAUUGAUUCUUUACAAAAACAAUUGGAAGAGAAGGAUACUGAAUUGAAAGGAAAGGAAGAUGAGUUUAUUAAGUUAGAAGAAAAAAAUGCCGAACUUAGAAAAGAAGCAUCCAAAUAUCAGUCAGCACUUGGUAACGCAACAAAUACUCGUCUUGGUGAUGAAGAUUCCGUUAAAUUUCGAGACGAUAUCUUAAGUAUACAGAAGACAUUGGAAAAUUAUGUAACUAAUUUGAAACCUAAUAUGGAUAUUGAUUAUGAAAAAGUACAAGUCCUUGCGCAAAAAUAUGGUUGUUCAACACCAGUAGAUAAAGGUCAUAAACCCUUUAUCAAAGCACUUUUACAACGCAAAGCAUUAGAUGAUAUAUUGGAACUUUCUAAGGAUUCUAAGGAUUCUGCUAAUAAAGGUGAAGAUGUUAAACUUGAAUUGGAUAUUGAAAAUAAGACACAAGAAUUGUUAGAAUUGAUUGAAAAUUUCUCAGCAAGUCGUUCUGGAACCGAUGAAAUCGCUAAAGUAGCAUCGAUAAAAGUACGUCAGCAGGUUUAUGGAAUUCUUGGUAACCGUGGGUUUGCUGAUGUCACCGAUUCCAAAGGAAGUCAUAUACAUGACUUUAUAAUUUACGUCAUUGAUAAUCUUAAUAAUACGAUGAAUCAGUAUCGUAAAAUUAAUGAUCCUGCUAAGAAAAAUGACACAGAAUCAAUAGCACCGAAGCUUAUCCAAGAUAUCUACAAAUUAUUUUUUUAUCUUGUAAAUGUCCAAGAACCUAGAGUUGAAUAUAAAUUUUGUGAAAUUGGUUCUAAAAUUGAUCCUAAUGUUAUGAAAGGAAAUUGGGAUGAGGAUGAUGUUCCUCAAUUAUGUGUAGAUAUUUGUAGUUUUCCAAUGAUUGGGCGUGAUUUGGAUUCCCCAAAUUGGAAAAUAUACACACAUGCAAAGGUAUUUCCGCACGAUCCUAGUAAAACAAGUUAA
This is a messenger RNA of Rhizophagus irregularis DAOM 181602=DAOM 197198, 1476 nucleotides long. The record is from RefSeq and is a predicted model, not a curated record. NCBI's taxonomy places the organism in Eukaryota, Fungi, Glomeromycota, Glomeromycetes, Glomerales, Glomeraceae.